AUGCUUUUCCGCAAUCGCUUCUUGCUGCUGCUGGCCCUGGCUGCCCUGCUGGCCUUUGUGAGCCUCAGCCUGCAGUUCUUCCACCUGACCCCGGUCUCCACAGCUAAGAAUGGAGUGAGUAGCAAGAGUCGAAAGAGAAUCAUGCCUGACCCAGUGACUGAGCCUCCCGUGAUGGACCCCAUUUACGAAGCUCUUUUGUACUGCAACAUCCCCAGUGUGGCCGAGCGCAGCAUGGAAGGUCACGCCCCGCAUCAUUUUAAGCUGGUCUCCGUGCAUGUGUUCAUUCGACACGGGGACAGGUACCCGCUGUAUGUCAUUCCCAAAACGAAGCGACCAGAAAUUGACUGCACUCUGCUGGCUAACAGGAAACCGUAUCACCCUAAACUGGAAGCUUUCGUUAGUCACAUGUCAAAAGGAUCCGGAGCCUCUUUCGAAAGCCCCCUGCACUCCCUGCCGCUUUACCCCAAUCACGCACUGUGUGAGAUGGGCGAGCUCACGCAGACAGGAGUCGUGCAGCAUUUGCAGAAUGGCCAGCUGCUGAGGGACAUCUAUCUAAAGAAACACAAACUCCUGCCGAAUAACUGGUCCACAGACCAACUUUACUUGGAGACCACUGGGAAAAGCCGGACGCUCCAGAGUGGGCUAGCCUUGCUUUAUGGUUUUCUCCCCGAUUUUGACUGGAAGAAGAUUCAUUUUAGGCACCAGCCAAGUGCUCUCUUCUGCUCCGGAAACUGCUAUUGUCCCCUGAGAAACCAGUAUCUGGAAAAGGAACAGCGUCGGCAAUACCUCUUACGUUUGAAAAACAGCCAGCUGGAGAGGACCUACGAGGACAUGGCCAGGAUCGUGGAUGUCCCCACCAAACAGCUUCGAGCGGCCAACCCCAUAGACUCCAUGCUCUGCCACUUCUGCCACAACGUCAGCUUCCCGUGCACCAGAAAUGGCUGUAUUGACAUGGAGCACUUCAAGGUGAUCAAGACACAUCAGAUAGAGGACGAGAGAGAGAGGCGGGAGAAGAAACUGUAUCUGGGCUAUGCACUCCUGGGCGCCCACCCCAUCCUCAAUCAGACCGUCACCCGGAUGCAGCGUGCUGCGGAGGGCAGGAAAGAAGAGAUCUUCACCCUCUACUCUGCUCACGAUGUCACCCUGUCACCAGUUCUCAGUGCCUUGGGCCUUAUGGAAGCCAGAUUCCCAAGGUUUGCAGCCAGGUUGAUCUUUGAGCUCUGGCAAGACAGAGAAAAGCCCAGUGAGCAUUCUGUCCGGAUUCUUUAUAAUGGUGUUGAUGUCACGUUCCACACCUCUUUUUGCCAGGACCACCACAAGCAUUCUUCCAAGCCCAUGUGCCCCCUAGAAAACCUAGUCCGCUUUGUCAAAAGGGACAUGUUUGUGGGCCUGGGGAGUAGUACUAGUACUAAUUAUUAUGAUGCAUGUCACAGGGAAGGAUUCUAA
Puma concolor (puma) is the source of this 1446-nucleotide messenger RNA. RefSeq names its product 2-phosphoxylose phosphatase 1 (gene PXYLP1). Gene Ontology annotation, molecular function: phosphatase activity. The record is from RefSeq and is a predicted model, not a curated record. NCBI's taxonomy places the organism in Eukaryota, Metazoa, Chordata, Mammalia, Carnivora, Felidae. Gene Ontology annotation, cellular component: Golgi apparatus. Gene Ontology annotation, biological process: dephosphorylation; chondroitin sulfate proteoglycan biosynthetic process; glycosaminoglycan biosynthetic process.